This is a messenger RNA of Chenopodium quinoa (quinoa), 2654 nucleotides long. RefSeq lists its product as uncharacterized. The coding region runs from base 127 to 2151 and encodes 674 amino acids. Lineage: Eukaryota; Viridiplantae; Streptophyta; Magnoliopsida; Caryophyllales; Amaranthaceae. The transcript has 10 exons. The record is from RefSeq and is a predicted model, not a curated record.
UUUAUAUCCUACAAAUCUAAAGUACCAUAUUCUAUUUUUAGUAACUAAGUAUUUAAAUUUUGUAACACUACUCUUUCAUCUUGAUCAAUUCACAAUUAAAAUUGUGUUGUGAUUUAUUCGUGCAUCAUGAAUUUGAAGCAUCUUUCGUCCACUGCUAAUUCUGUCAUCCAUCGAUGUUCAUUGAAAUUACACACCUCUGUGGAUGCAUUGCUGGAAGAAUUCAAGGGAGUAUGGAAGCCAGAGAUGGGCGAAUAUGCACGAAAAUUAGUGGAGUUUUGCUGCUCAAAGGCUGUAAGACAGGGGCCAGCUUGUGGGGAAGAUGACUAUAUUAGUGAUAGUUCCUUUAGCCGCUUUACAUUUGACAUGAUGUUAGCAUGGCAGAUGCCGAGCUCUGCUGAUGAAGAAUCUUACAGGGAAUCUUUAGGUAAAGAGAAAGAAGAGAAGAAAUCCCUUGUAGCGACUCAACCACACGAAGAUGUGUCAUUGUUCUAUUCUGAUAUCAUGCCACUGCUCGUUGAUCAUGGACAAGGUGUUAAGGAAGAUGCUUUUGUGUGGUUUGCAACAAUGCUCCCUUUGCCUGGAGAUGUAAUCAAUGGUAGAUUCAUCUUCGAAACUCUUACGGCAUCUACAGCAAACAUUCUCCAUUAUCCAGCCUACGAUAGAUUUCUCACAGAAAUUGCCAAGUGCAUGAGGCAUUUGCAAAAGCAAGGAACACCAAAGGGAGUCAAACUCGCUGAUGAUGAAUAUAUAUUGCAUGUUGAGGGGACUGCUAGUAGUCAACGGGUAAUCCGUCAUAUUAGAGGAACAAGCUGGCCAGGUAGACUGACACUCACCAACUAUGCUCUCUACUUUGAGGCCAUGGGAUCUAUAAAUCAUGAAGAUUCAAUAAAAAUGGAUCUCUCAAGGAAUAUCGAGCAGAGUGUGAAACCUGCUGCUACAGGUCCAUGGGGCGCUCCACUUUUUGAUAAAGCCAUGCUUUAUGAAUCUUCAGAACUGACUGAAGGUAUACUGCUAGAAUUCCCAGAAUUAACCAGUUCUACAAGACGAGAUCAUUGGUUGGUCUUAACGAAGGAAAUUAUUCUUUUACAUCAGUUCUUAUCGAAAAAGGAGUCGCUACUGUCAGCAAACCAAGUAUGGGAAAUGCAUGCAAGGACAGUUUUAGGCUUUACAAGGCUUCAUGCUGCAAGAGAAAUGCUUAGAAUGGCACCUCCAUUACCACAAAGAUUUUUGAUCUUUACUCUAUUUGAUGAGCUGCCUAAAGGAGAUUAUAUUAUAGAAGAACUUGCAGAAACUUUAAAGCUGAUUGAAACUGAAGAACCCUGCAGUGCAAGUUCAAUCCUGAAGAAUCUGAACAUGCCGCACAAGUUUGCCCCUGAAAUGGAGUCGAAGGAAUCAGAUGUGGUUGAAAAAGUCACUUUAAAAAGUGCUCAAGAAGACAGUUUUGCAACAUUGGAUGAAGCUGUUACAGAGGUGAAGGAACAAGCAAAGGAAAUCGAGUCGGCAAAAGCUACCACUGAAAGCUUUAAAGAAGAAGGGGUUGUUGAUAGUGCUCUUGUACUUUUGGAGCUCUUGAAACCACUGAAAAGCAGUUGGAUUUGGCUUCAAGAAGUAUUGGCAUGGGAGAGGCCGGGUGCUACCAUCAAUUUGACCACUGCUAUUCUCUUCAUAGCCUACAGGGAGUGGAUUGGAAAGGCAUUGGCUACCAUCUUAUUUUGGGCAGCCUAUGAAAUGCUACGAGCAAGGCAGCGGAGGAUUGGAGACAAGUAUAAUAAGAUGGUGGUUUGUACUGCUUCAGACCAGACAACAAUGGAGAGCAUUAUAUCUGCACAGCAAGGACUGAGAACUGCCCAUGACUUGGUGCAGCAGGUCAACAUUGCAAUACUUAAGAUCUACUCUAUAUUGGUUUCUAGAGCUCCCAAGCAAGCAAACACGGUGAUGAUGAUGAUGGUUGGAAUAGCAGUGAUAGUAGCUCUUAUCCCCUUCAAGUAUAUGAUUAUGGCUUCCACCUUGUAUCUAUUUGCAACAAACUCAAAAGUUUACAAGAAUCUCAUGAAAAACGACUCAGCAGGAAAUCGGCGAUUGAAGGAAUGGUGGGACUCCAUUCCUGUUAUUCCUGUGGAAACUGUGGACGAACUGCCAGAGAACAGAUGAUUGAGUUGUGAACUGCAGUCAAUGUUUUAUAUAAUUAUACGACCUUAAAGGGUUUUACAACACACUUGGUAGUUAAUAAACACUUGGGUAACAGCAUUUUGCAUGGAGCAAUCAGCUGCACCAAGCAAUACACUCUUUGGGCGAUAGGAUUAGUUUUGAAUAAGGUAUAUACUUUCCUUUAAAAGCUUUUGUUUCGUUUAUUUUUGUUUUAGGGGUAAGAGGUGCACAGAACACAUAGCAAAUGACUCCUGAGAGUUCUGAAUGUAUAAAGUUUCAUGAUUCUGCAUAAUUAUAUGGUCCUUUUAAGUAAUAUAUUAAUAUCAGUGGCAGAUCUAGUUGGUUUAGCUUAACUCAAACUAGAUCCAAAAUAAUUCUGAUUAGUUUUAUUAAAAAAAAAACAAAAACAAAAAACAAAAACGGUUAUAUACAUCACUAUGCGCAUAGUUUGCUUUGUAUUUUUUAACUGAUCGCCCAGGACGUUGGAGCCUAAAAUAUUACAGAGU